This is a messenger RNA of Cornus florida, 8459 nucleotides long. RefSeq names its product protein ILITYHIA. The record is from RefSeq and is a predicted model, not a curated record. Gene Ontology annotation, biological process: regulation of translation; cellular response to amino acid starvation. The transcript has 60 exons. NCBI's taxonomy places the organism in Eukaryota, Viridiplantae, Streptophyta, Magnoliopsida, Cornales, Cornaceae. Gene Ontology annotation, molecular function: protein kinase regulator activity. The coding region runs from base 222 to 8105 and encodes 2627 amino acids. Gene Ontology annotation, cellular component: cytosol.
CCUACUUUUAACAAGCACGUUUUUCGCUCUCUCUCUCUUAGACAGCUCCAGAAACCCUAAUAUCAGAAGAAGCCGUCUAUAGUCACAGUCUUUUGGUCCACACCAUUCCUCAGAAUUUGUGAAAGAGGCACAAAUAUACGCCAAUACCUUUCAUCUAAGUCCCCCUCAAAUCCAGCAUCAUCGUCAACACUCUCUGAAUCGGAUUUCUCUGUUCAGUAUCCAUGGCGGAUUCGAUCGAGUCGUUGGUUUCUGUUACCGGGUCGAUCACAGUUUCAUCUACCAAGAAGCGGGUUCGGGUAUUCCGAGAUGAAGUCCAGCCAUUUCUCGACAAUUCAGUGAUGUCUACUGAGCUUACGUCGGUAUUGGUAGAUAUCAUUUUCAAAACAUUGUUUAUUUAUGAUGAUCGGGGAUCCAGGAAAGCUGUUGAUGAUCUGAUCACAAAAGCUUUACGUGAGGUUAUAUUUAUGAAAAGUUUCGCAGCAACCCUUGUACAGGUCAUGGAAAAGCAAUUAAAGUUCCAAUCCCCUGUAGGCUGCUAUAGACUUCUCAAGUGGUCAUGUCUUCUUUUAACUAAGAGUCAGUUUGCCUCGGUAUCAAAAAAUGCACUAUGCAGAGUAGCUGCAGCACAAGCAUCAGUACUUCAUAUUGCCAUGCAAGGAUCUUUUCGUGAGCGAAGGGCUUGCAAGCAAACAUUUUAUCAUUUAUUCUCUGAGUCACCUGAUAUCCUCAAAUUCUACAUGGAAGAACUAAAGGAUGCAAGGAUCCCAUAUAAAGAUUGUCCGGAGCUAAUACGGUUUAUACUGGAGUUUUCAGUUUCAAUUCCAUCUUUAUUUGCAGAAUGGAAGCAAAUAUUUCUUGAUAUGUAUGUUAAAGCGGUUUUAAAUGCAAGGGAAAAGCCAGCUAAGGAUCUGAGUGAAGCUUUUCGUCCGCUGUUCACUCAUUUGUUGCAUGAGGAUUUUAAGAAUAUUGUGGUUCCAUCAUCUGUUAAAAUGUUAAAACGCAACCCUGAACUUGUGUUAGAAUCAGUUGGGGUUCUUUUGAAAUCCGUCAACCUUGAUUUGAGUAAGUAUGCUAUCGAGAUUCUUUCAGUAAUAUUACCACAGGUUCGCCAUGCUGAUGAAGGAAGAAGGCUCUGGGCGUUAGCUAUAGUAGGGUGUUUGAGCCAAAAGUCUAGUAACCCAGAUGCUGUAGAAGCAAUGUUUAGUGCUGUGAAAGCUGUAAUCGGAGGUUCUGAAGGAAGACUUGCAUUUCCGUACCAGAGAGUUGGCAUGAUCAAUGCACUGCAAGAAUUAUCUAAUGCCCCUGAAGGAAAAUGUCUCAAUAGCCUGUCAGCAACUAUAUGUGGCUUUCUUUUAUCUUGUUACACUGAUGAUGGAAAUGAAGAGGUAAAGCUUGCAAGUUUGUCGGCUAUAGCUUCUUGGGCAGCAAGGUCUGCAGAGGCUAUUCAGCCAGAUGUAGUUUCUUUCCUUGCUUCUGGCCUCAAGGAGAAGGAAGCUUUAAGAAGGGGUCAUCUUCGUUGCCUACGAGUCAUGUGCCGAAAUGCUGAAGUUGUUAUAAAGAUAUCAUCUUUGCUGGUGCCUCUUGUCCAACUUGUAAAAACUGGUUUUACAAAAGUGGCACAGCGUUUGGAUGGCAUAUAUGCGUUGCUUUGUGUUGCAAAAAUUGCGGCUGUCGAUAUCAAAGCAGAUGAGAUUGUAUCGAAGGAGAAGGUUUGGUCAUUGAUAUCUCAGAAUGAACCUUCACUUCUACCAAUUGCCAUGGCUUCUAAACUGCCGGCUGAGGACUGUAUGGCAUGUAUUGAUCUUCUCAAGGUGCUACUGGUGGAGCAUUCGCACAGAAUGUUGGAGACUGUACCCAUGAGAUCACUAUUGCAGUUUGUACUUUACUUACUAUGCCAUCCAAGCUGGGACAUCCGUCGGGAGGCUUAUGAUUCUACAAAAAAGAUUGUUGCUACUUCUCCACAAUUAUCUGAAGCUCUAUUACUUGAAUUUUCAAAUUAUCUUUCUGUUGUUGGAGAAAAGAUACUUUUUCUGAAGACAAGUGAUGAAAAUUCGUUGGAUGCUCAAGUUCUUUUCCUUCCGUCUGUUGAGGUUUUGGUGAAGGCUCUAGUUACUAUAUCAUCUUCAGUUUUGGCUGCUUCUCCAACUGUAAUUAUGCAAGUUAUUUUCUGCUCACAUCAUCCUUGUCUAGUUGGUACAGCAAAACGAGAUACUGUGUGGAGGAGGCUCCAGAAGUGUUUGCAAACACUUGGCUUUGAUGUCAUUAGCCUUAUUACGGUCAACAUGGCUAAUUUGUGCCAGAGUUUGCUUGGACCAAUGGGGUUGAUGAGUGCUAAUUAUCUUGAACAAGAAGCUGCAAUAUGUACUUUUUCGACAUUGAUGUCUAUAACACCCAGAGAGACCUAUGUAGAGUUUGAAAAGCACUUAAAAAUUAUUCCAGACCGUCAUGCACAUGAUACACUUACCGAAAAUGACAUUCAGAUCUUUCAUACUCCUGACGGGACACUUUCUAGUGAACAAGGUGUUUAUAUUGCGGAGUCUGUUGCUGUUAAGAACACAAAACAAGCCAAAGGCCGUUUCCGGAUGUAUGAGAACAACGAUGACAUGGAUCAUGUCAGCUCCAACCAUUCUGUAAAGAGGGAGCCUGCGAGCAAAGAGGUUACUGGUGCGGGCAGAAAGGAACUUGGGAAGUCAACAAAGAAAACUGAUAAGGGAAAGACGGCAAAAGAAGAGGCACGUGAGUUGCAGCUUAGAGAGGAAGCAUGCAUACGCGAGAAGGUUAUGUCUAUACAAAAAAAUCUUUCUGUGUUGCUGAGAGCUCUGGGGGAGAUGGUCGUAGCUAAUCCUGUUUUUGCGCACAGUGAACUACCUUCCCUGGUUAAGUUCGUCGAACCUUUAUUACGCUCGCCAAUAGUAAGUGAUGUGGCCUAUGAAACCAUGGUGAAGCUUUCCAAAUGUACUGCACCUCCUCUCUGUAAUUGGGCCCUUGACAUUGCUACUGCUUUGCGGUUAAUUGUGAGCGAGGAAGUUAGUGUUCUAUGGGAUCUAAUUCCAUCUGCUGGUGAAGGGGAGGCCAAGGAAAGGCCCUCCUUGGGUCUUUUUGAGCGGGUGGUAAAUGGAUUAUCAGUUUCUUGUAAAACUGGACCUCUUCCCGUGGAUUCAUUUACGUUUGUUUUCCCGAUAAUGGAGAGGAUACUGUUAUCUUCCAAGAAGACUGGACUCCACGAGGAUGUUCUUCGGAUUCUUUUUCUGCACAUGGAUCCCAUAUUACCCCUACCUAGGCUUCGAAUGCUAUCAGUACUUUAUCAUGUUCUUGGGGUUAUUCCUGCUUAUAAAGGAUCUGUUGGGCCAGCAUUGAAUGAGUUGUCUCUGGGUCUGCAACGGGAUGAAGUGGCACCUGCUCUUUAUGGAGUUUAUGCCAAAGAUGUUCAUGUAAGGAUAGCCUGCUUAAAUGCCAUAAAGUGCAUCCCAGCUGUUGCUAGCCGUUCUCUUCCUCAGAAUGUUGAGGUUGCAACAAGCAUUUGGAUUGCUUUGCAUGAUCUGGAAAAGUCUGUUGCAGAAUUGGCAGAAGACAUUUGGGAUCGCUAUGGGUAUGACUUUGGGACUGACUAUUCUGGACUUUUGAAAGCACUUUCCCACGUUAACUAUAAUGUUCGUUUCGCUGCUGCGGAAGCAUUGUCUGCUGCAUUGGAUGAAAACCCCGAUACCAUACAGGAAUGCCUUUCGACCCUAUUUUCAUUGUAUAUCCGUGAUGCUGGUUUCGGUGAGGACCAUAUUGAUGCUGGUUGGCUAGGCAGACAAGGGAUAGCUUUGGCUUUACAUUCUGCAGCUGAUGUUCUGAGAACCAAAGACCUUCCCGUUGUUAUGACAUUCCUGAUAUCGCGAGCACUGGCUGAUGCUAAUGCAGAUGUCCGGGGAAGAAUGAUAAAUGCUGGUAUCAUGAUUAUUGAUAAGCAUGGAAAAGAUAACGUGUCUUUGUUAUUUCCGAUUUUUGAGAACUACUUAAACAAAAAGUCACCAGAUGAAGAAAAGUAUGAUUUGGUGCGUGAGGGUGUUGUUAUUUUUACUGGUGCUUUGGCAAAACAUUUGGCAAAGGAUGAUCCGAAGGUUCAUGCUGUUGUAGAGAAGUUAUUGGAUGUUUUAAACACCCCAUCUGAAGCUGUUCAAAGGGCAGUCUCAUCCUGCUUAUCUCCGCUAAUGCAAUCGAAACAUGAAGAUGGACCAGUGCUUGUUUCAAGGCUUUUGGAUCAGCUGAUGAAGAGUGACAAAUAUGGGGAGCGCCGUGGAGCUGCAUUUGGACUUGCUGGGGUGGUUAAGGGAUUUGGAAUUUCAUGUCUGAAGAAGUAUGGAAUUGUGGCUACGUUGCAAGGUGGUCUCGUGGAUAGGAAUUCUGCUAAAUGCCGUGAGGGUGCAUUACUUGCGUUUGAGUGCCUUUGUGAGAAGCUUGGUAGAUUAUUUGAACCGUAUGUAAUUCAAAUGUUACCACUACUUUUGGUUUCCUUUUCUGAUCAAGUUGUUGCAGUUCGAGAAGCUGCUGAAUGUGCUGCUCGUGCAAUGAUGUCACAACUUAGUGCACAGGGGGUGAAACUUGUUCUUCCGUCACUUUUAAAGGGCCUUGAAGAUAAAGCUUGGCGGACGAAGCAAAGUAGUGUGCAACUUCUUGGUGCUAUGGCUUAUUGCGCUCCACAGCAGCUGUCUCAAUGCCUCCCUAGGAUUGUGCCUAAGUUGACAGAGGUGCUAACAGACACCCAUCCCAAAGUUCAGUCAGCAGGGCAAACGGCCCUUACGGAGGUUGGGAAUGUGAUAAAGAAUCCGGAAAUAUCUUCUCUUGUCCCUACUCUUUUAAUGGGUCUCACAGACCCCAAUGACUAUACAAAAUACUCCCUUGAUAUUCUCCUCCAAACAACUUUUGUUAAUUCAAUCGAUGCUCCUUCACUUGCACUGUUGGUGCCUAUAGUGCAUAGAGGGUUGAGGGAAAGGGGUGCAGAAACUAAAAAGAAAGCUGCCCAAAUAGUUGGAAAUAUGUGUUCGUUAGUAACCGAACCGAAGGACAUGAUUCCCUAUAUAGGAUUGCUCCUUCCUGAAGUAAAGAAGGUUCUUGUCGAUCCAAUUCCUGAAGUCCGGUCUGUUGCUGCAAGGGCCCUUGGUUCUCUUAUAAGAGGAAUGGGAGAAGAAAACUUCCCAGAUCUUGUUUCGUGGUUGUUAGAUACACUUAAGUCUGAUAAUAGUAAUGUUGAACGCUCUGGAGCAGCCCAAGGGCUGAGCGAGGUUUUGGCUGCAUUAGGAACAGAAUACUUUGAGCAUAUACUUCCCGAUAUUAUUCGGAACUGUUCUCAUCAAAAGGCAUCUGUGCGUGAUGGGCAUCUGACACUUUUUAAGUAUUUGCCAAGGUCAUUAGGUGUCCAAUUCCAGAACUAUUUGCAGCAGGUGCUCCCUUCUAUCUUAGAUGGCCUAGCAGAUGAGAAUGAAUCUGUCCGUGAAGCAGCACUCAGUGCUGGGCACGUUCUGGUGGAGCAUUAUGCAACGACUUCUUUGCCUCUGCUCCUUCCAGCUGUAGAAGAUGGUAUUUUUAAUGACAAUUGGCGUAUACGGCAAAGUUCUGUGGAAUUAUUAGGUGAUCUAUUGUUUAAGGUGGCUGGAACUUCUGGAAAAUCACUGCUUGAGGGUGGUAGUGAUGACGAAGGGUCUAGUACUGAAGCACAUGGCCGUGCUAUUAUUGAGGUGCUUGGAAUGAAUAAGCGUAAUGAAGUUCUUGCUGCGCUGUAUAUGGUUCGAACUGAUGUCAGCUUAUCAGUGCGCCAGGCUGCAUUACAUGUAUGGAAGACUAUAGUUGCAAACACUCCAAAGACGCUCAAGGAAAUAAUGCCAGUUUUAAUGAAUACAUUAAUUGCUUCUCUUGCAUCUUCAUCCUCUGAAAGACGACAGGUUGCUGGACGGUCACUAGGUGAGCUUGUUAGGAAGCUUGGGGAAAGAGUGCUUCCUUUGAUCAUUCCCAUUUUAUCUAAGGGGCUAAAGGAUACCAAUACCAGCAGAAGACAAGGAGUAUGCAUUGGUCUGAGUGAAGUGAUGGCCAGUGCUGGUAAGAGUCAGCUAUUGAGUUUUAUGGACGAGCUUAUCCCUACUAUCCGGACUGCCCUUUGUGAUAGCACGCCUGAAGUUCGUGAGUCUGCAGGUUUAGCAUUCAGCACACUUUACAAGAGUGCUGGAAUGCAAGCAGUUGAUGAAAUUGUCCCUACUCUUCUACAUGCUUUGGAAGAUGAUUUAACCUCAGAAACUGCUCUUGAUGGCCUCAAACAAAUCUUAAGUGUCAGGACUACUGCUGUUUUGCCUCAUAUUUUGCCCAAGCUGGUCCAUCUACCCCUUUCUGCCUUCAAUGCACAUGCUCUGGGAGCUCUAGCAGAAGUUGCUGGACCUGGUCUUGACUUCCACCUUUGUACUGUUCUUCCUGCGUUACUCUCUGGAAUGGGUGAUGAUGACAUGGCUAUUCAAAAUUUGGCGAAGAAGGCUGCAGAAACUGUUGUCUUGGUUAUUGAUGAGGAAGGCAUUGAAUCAUUAAUAUCAGAGCUUCUUAAAGGUGUUAAUGAUAACCAGGCUAUAAUUAGAAGAAGUUCUUCAUAUUUGAUGGGAUACUUCUUCAAAAACAGCAAAUUGUAUUUGGUUGAUGAAGCUCCAAACAUGAUAUCUACACUGAUUAUUUUGCUUAGCGAUUCGGAUUCUGCUACAGUUGCGGUUGCCUGGGAAGCUUUGUCUAGGGUGAUUAGUUCAAUUCCCAAGGAAGUUCUACCUUCAUAUAUAAAGUUAGUUCGUGAUGCUGUAUCAACAUCCAGAGAUAAAGAGCGUAGGAAAAAGAAGGGAGGGCCAGUUGUAAUACCUGGGUUCUGUCUUCCUAAAGCUCUUCAGCCAUUGCUUCCUAUCUUCCUCCAGGGUCUGAUAAGUGGGUCAGCAGAACUAAGAGAGCAGGCAGCUCAGGGUCUUGGGGAGUUGAUUGAAGUUACAAGCGAACAAACGCUAAAGGAGUUUGUUAUCCCAAUUACAGGGCCUCUGAUUCGAAUUAUAGGUGAUCGGUUCCCUUGGCAAGUGAAGAGUGCCAUUCUGUCAACUUUGUGCAUCAUAAUAAGAAAGGGCGGUAUAGCCCUUAAACCUUUUCUCCCACAGCUUCAAACAACGUUUAUCAAGUGCCUACAGGAUAACACAAGGACUGUGCGUUCAAGCGCUGCCCUCGCACUUGGGAAGCUUAGUGCACUCAGUACUAGAGUUGAUCCUUUAGUUGGCGAUCUUCUAACCAGUUUGCAGGCAUCGGAUGGUGGUGUCCGGGAGGCCAUUUUGACUGCUUUAAAAGGUGUCCUCAAGCAUGCUGGGAAGAGUGUGAGUGCUGCUGUUAGAACCCGAGUCUAUGCUCUCCUCAAGGAGUUUAUUUAUGAUGAUGAUGACCAAAUACGAAGUUCUGCCGCAAGCAUGUUGGGCAUUAUAUCGCAGUACAUGGAAGAUGGUCAGCUUUCUGACCUGCUAGAGGAACUCUUGAAUUCGGCCUCAUCUCCUAGCUGGCACACUAGGCAUGGCUCAGUACUUGCAAUCUCAUUCAUACUAAGGCAAAAUACUUCCUCGAGUCGCAUGUCUCCAAUGUUCCCAAAUAUUGCAGACUGCCUUAAACAUACGUUAGAAGAUGAGAAGUUUCCCAUUCGUGAAACAUCAACAAAGGCAUUGGGAAGGCUUCUACUUCAUCUAACUCAGAGUGAUCCUUUAAACACUACUUCACACCUAGAAAUUCUUGCAUCCAUGGUGUCAGCUAUGCAGGAUGACUCCAGUGAAGUCAGAAGAAGGGCAUUGUCAGCAUUGAAAACUGUUGCAAAAGCUAAUCCUAUGGCCAUUGCAAUCCAUGCUACAGUAUUCGGCCCUGCACUUGCUGAAUGUUUAAAGGAUGGAAAUACCCCUGUGAGACUAGCUGCAGAAAGAUGUGCCCUGCACACCUUCCAAUUGACAAAGGGUAGUGAAAAUGUUCUAGCUGCACAAAAGUUCAUCACAGGGCUGGAUGCUAGACGAAUUUCAAAAUUUCCUGAACAAAGUGAUGACAGUGAAGACAAUGAAGAUGACUUGGCAAGUGGCUGAUAAAUUGGCGAUUCUGUUAUCCAUGUCCAAAUUUUUGAUCUGCCCGGAUGGAACCUGCACAAGGUAUUUAAGUGAUCAAGACUGCCCCCAAAUUCUUUUUUGGUACAGGGGAGAUGCGUAUGUACACAAAGGAAGAGGACCGUACACAAUUUGCCACAAAUGUAAAUGUGAUUUUGAAAAAGAAAUCAUUUAACAUCCGAGGAACAAAUAGCCUCCAACUUUUGUAUAAUUUUUUUGGCGAAUGCUGAGGGAUAUUUGGGAGCUGAUUUACGAAAGCUGUAUAAAUUUGUAGUAUAUUUGUUAAAAAGUAAACAAAUUUUCGGUUGCUUUUGUCUAAUGUAUAUAAUUUUAUCA